Messenger RNA from Schizophyllum commune H4-8, 2169 nucleotides. RefSeq lists its product as uncharacterized. Lineage: Eukaryota; Fungi; Basidiomycota; Agaricomycetes; Agaricales; Schizophyllaceae. The transcript has 4 exons. The record is from RefSeq and is a predicted model, not a curated record. Bases 31 to 1833 code for a protein of 600 amino acids.
CCUAGCUCCGUUCGUCAUCUUCAGACCGCCAUGGCCGCCCUUCACGACGAAAUCCUCGCUUUGCGCCGCCUCCUCGUUGCGGUCAACGGCGAUGACGACCCCGGUAUCAGUCACGCCGUCGAGCUCACGCAGAUCAACAACAUCGUGCAUCGCCGUCGCCUCUUGCAGGAGGUUUUGGACGAGGAACCGCCGCAGGAGACGCCCUUGGCGGUAUACUUCGCGCGUCCGGACGCCGUCAUGCACAUGAAGACUCUGUGCACCGCCUAUUUCUGCAUACAGUCUCUCUGCGAGAUUGCCCGCGAUCUUCGUCGGCCCAAACUCUGCCCCUUCGACAAUUCCUUCUUCCUGUCUGCCUUCGCCUGGAUCGACUUCCUUCUUCCUUUUGGCGACGUCAGCGACUUGCCGGUCCCGACACCGGACACCCGCCUCGUGAGGAUGCAGUUGACCACACGCGCGCUCGCCUUCAUGAGCACUUUCGCCCAUCGUAGUCCUCGCGAGCGCGUCAUCGCUUUGAUACUCGACAGCAGGCAACGGAUAACAUCAGCGAUUGUCAACUGUUGGAGCCGUUGGAGGAACGUCUACGAUCUCGCUAGCAGUGAAGGGUCAGAGGCGCCCAUAGGUUUCUGCGUCACUCUGCUACCACUCUACCUGGAGAUCGUCAUGAACGACGAGACAGCGCGUGCCAUCAUCAUAUCCGACAUCCGUCGGGUCUGCGGUCGCAAGCCUCGAGCUUUCUUCAGCCGCUGUACGCGCUACAUCCACGAGCUCGCCGUCACCUUCCUAUAUCGAGAGGCGUCCGUAUGCAUGCCCACGUUCCUCUUCGGCGUGGGCACUCUACUUUCCGUGCCUAACUUUGGCCCUGUGGGUUCAUCCUCCGACAGAUUGACAGAGGCGGUCUGGAAGACGAUGAGCUUUAACCUCGACCAAGGACGUCCUGACUUGUGGCGCCCAUCGUGGGGUGUCGUCGGACCGUUAUGUCUUCGCAGCCCACAUGUCCUUUCUCACCUCGUUAGCUACGGCCUGUUCUGCUCCCUCGUGCGUCUACGUAUAGCGGACCCGCGGAUCCAUUCUCUCGCUGCCGUGCUCGGCGGGAUUCCUCAGGCAUUGGACUCGGUCCGCGCCGUGAAUGGGUUCUAUGCGACAAUUGAGAACUUCAAGGCCGCCAAUCCCGCCAUACAAUUCACUUCUCGCGAGCAGGGGAUUAUAGGCCGCUUCGAGCAACAAUGGCAACUGCUACGCGAAGCUUCGAAAACAUGGGAUCUAUGCUAUACGUGCUGCUCGGCAAAGUGUCCUAAUGCCGGCACCCCAGAUCCAAAGCUGCUGUCAUGCUCAUGUGGCGAAGCCCUUUACUGCUCAAAAUCCUGUCAGCGAUCACACUGGGAUCACGAGCACAGGAUAAGUUGUCCAAGCGAGAACGUCGAUAAACACGGCGUCCUAUCCGCGAAGGCGGUACACCGAUUUACCGUGGAAGCCAAAGCCUGUUUUAAGGGGCUCUACGCGUCGAUCCCUCCCGCGGCUCGCAGUGCUACCGGCCGUCCGCUACAUGCCAGAUUGAAUGUGGGCGACUUGUCUCUCGAAUUAGUCGGCACUUCGUCCGAGAUCUAUCCGGACAUCGAGAAGCUCGCGGUCGUGAUAGACUAUGUCUUCAUGCAGGAAGAGCGCGAGUGUGUCCGCCGGAUGUAUUUUGUACCAGAGGCAUGGGCAGGUCGCGUCCGUCCGAGGUAUCGUCCGUUAACGCAAGCCUUUAUCAAUAUUCCCGUCCCAAACGCACCCACGACGUUGUCGAACUUGGCGCUCCGCGAGCGGUUGUUUGGGAGGGCAGUUAGGUCUUGAAGCGUCACUUUACUUCGCUAUUUGAUGCCACUACGACCUCGUACCGUGAUUCCGUGAAACUGCUAGUCCUUUGCGCCUGUGUGUCGUGACCACUGGACAUUGAUUUGCUUGAAGCGCCUCAAUUUACGAGCGCGCAGAAAUGAUCUGACGCCUCUACUUCGCGACAUAGUUGAUUCGCCGGGUUCAAAGAUACCUGCACUGCGGAUGAUCAUGGUCAGUUGCCUAGGUCAAUCGUCCGCUGGCUGAAGACGAGGGGGGAGUGUUUGAAGGGGUUCAAGGCGUAGUCCGCGAGCGGGAAGACGAACCGGCUCUCACGAGCCAUGGGGAUGCGGAUAC